Oryctolagus cuniculus (rabbit) is the source of this 3214-nucleotide messenger RNA. RefSeq names its product complement C1s (gene C1S). The record is from RefSeq and is a predicted model, not a curated record. Gene Ontology annotation, cellular component: extracellular region. Gene Ontology annotation, biological process: complement activation; proteolysis. Gene Ontology annotation, molecular function: serine-type endopeptidase activity; calcium ion binding. Lineage: Eukaryota; Metazoa; Chordata; Mammalia; Lagomorpha; Leporidae.
GGCAGCAAUCUCCACCAGGGGCGGAGGACGGAGUUCUUGUUUCAAAAGCAGAGGGAGCUCCAGGAUCAAAGCUGAGUUACCCUUUUUCUCUGUUGUGGUCUCCCAGCCCCCUCUUUGUUUGGAUCAGGGAAUUCUGGACAUGCACACAGGGGCAGGGAAUCUCAAGAGCCCCAGGACAGAGAGGUGGCCCGGAAGUGCCUGCAGAGGGAGCGGGAAGGCCCUGCGCUGCGGUCCGGGGAGCCCCGGUCACUCAGCAUGCCCACUGCUGGAGAGGGACUGACUCACUUGCUCCCAUCAGCUUCUGAAGGAAGGUGCCACUGAGGCGGAGGUGACUUCCUGCCCCUGGAGCAGACACCUGAGUUUGUCAGACGAAGACGACCAGGCCUGCCACCCCUUUCUCUCCAGGGUCCAGCGGUGCAGAGAGCCGGGAACAAGAGACACGCAGCCCGUCAGGAUGGGCCAGUCUCCAGAGAUGUGGUGUAUGGUCCUGUUUUCCAUUUUGGUGUGGGUUUAUGCUGAGCCUACCAUGUAUGGGGAGAUCCUGUCCCCUAACUAUCCUCAGGCAUACCCCAAUGAGAUAGAGAAAUCUUGGGAUAUAGAAGUCCCCGAAGGGUACGGGAUUCACCUCUACUUCACCCAUCUGGACAUAGAGCUUUCAGAGGACUGCGCCUAUGACUCAGUGCAGAUAAUGUCCGGAGACAUUGAGGAGGGGAAGCUCUGUGGACAGAAGACUAGCAAGAACCCCAGCUCCCCGAUUGUGGAGGAGUUCAAAGUCCCGUACAAUAAACUCCAAGUGAUCUUUAGGUCAGACUUCUCCAAUGAAGAACGUUUUACUGGAUUUGCUGCCUACUAUGCUGCCAUAGACAUAGAUGAGUGCACGGAGUUUGCAGAUGUUCCUUGUAGCCACUUUUGCAACAACUUCAUUGGCGGCUACUUCUGCUCCUGCCCCCCAGAAUACUUUCUCCACGAUGAUAUGAGGAAUUGCGGAGUCAAUUGCAGUGGAGAUGUGUUCACCACGCUGAUUGGGGAGAUCACAAGUCCCAAUUAUCCCAGGCCAUACCCAGAGAACUCAAGGUGUGAAUACCAGAUCCUGCUGGAGGAGGGGUUCCAGGUGGUGGUGACCGUGCGGAGAGAAGACUUUGACGUGGAGCCAGCUGACGCAGACGGGGCCUGCCAGGACAGUUUAGUUUUUGUUGGAAAAAAUCAGCAGUUUGGUCCUUACUGUGGCAAUGGAUUCCCUGGGCCACUGAAUAUUGAAACCAAGAGUAAUACUCUUGAUAUCAUCUUUCAAACUGACCUAACAGAGCAACGCAAGGGCUGGAAACUCCGUUACCAUGGAGACCCAAUCCCCUGUCCUAAAGAAGUCACUGAGAACUCUUUUUGGGAGCCCAAGAAGGCAAAAUAUGUGUUUAAAGAUGUGGUGAAGAUUACCUGUGUGGAGGGGUAUGAAGUUGUGGAGGACAAUGUUGGCUCAACAUCUUUCUAUUCUGUUUGUCAAAGCAAUGGAAAGUGGAGUAAUUCCAAACUGAGAUGUCAGCCUGUGGACUGUGGUGCUCCUGAACCCAUUAAGAAUGGCAAAGCCGAAGACCCAGAAAGUACUUUAUUUGGUUCUGUCACCCACUACACUUGUGAGGAGCCAUAUUACUACAUGGAAAAUGAAGGCGGUGGGGAAUAUCGCUGCGCUAGUAACGGGAGCUGGGUGAAUGAGGUGCUGGGCACAGAGCUGCCGGUGUGUGUUCCAGUCUGUGGAGUCCCCAGCGAGCCCUUUAUAAUGAAACAGAGGAUAUUUGGAGGAUCCCCUGCUGAUAUUGAAAAUUUCCCCUGGCAAGUGUACUUUAAGUACCCAUGGGCUGGUGGGGCGCUCAUCGGUGAAUACUGGGUGCUGACCGCCGCCCACGUUGUGGAGGACAACGAUGCGCCCACAAUGUACGUUGGGUCCACCUCGGUGCAAACCUCCCAGCUGAAAAACGCUCAGAUGCUCACUGCUGAACGGGUGAUUAUUCAUCCGGGGUGGGAACCUCGGGACCCAUCAAAGGAACGAAAGAAUUAUGACAAUGAUAUUGCGCUGGUGCAGCUGAAAGACCCGGUGAAAAUGGGACCCACUGUGUCCCCCAUCUGUCUGCCAGGCACUUCCUCAGAGUACGACCCCUCCGUGGGAGUGCUUGGAAUGAUUUCAGGCUGGGGCAGAACAGAGAAAAGAGAUCGCGCCGUCAAGCUCAAGGGCGCCAAGUUACCCAUAACUUCUCUGAGGGCCUGCAGAGAGAUGCAAGCGAAAGAUCCCAAAGCACGUAUAACCGACAACAUGAUCUGUGCAGGCGGGGACAUGGGUAUUGACAGUUGUGAAGGAGACAGUGGGGGGGCCUUUGCUGUACAGGACCCCAUUAUAAAGAGCCCCAAAUUCUAUGUAGCUGGCCUGGUGUCCUGGGGACCCGUGUGUGGGAAAUAUGGGUUGUAUACAAGAGUACAGAACUAUAUUGACUGGAUAACGAAGACUAUGCAGGAGAACAGUAUUCCUGGCAGUGACUAGCCAUCCACAUGCCACCAGCCUUUCCGAGGGCUAGGACAAAUACAUUGCUUCCAGUCCCUCACACUAUUCCCAUUUUUUCACCGUGACUGAGAGAAAACAUGGAGUGUGACUUACACCCACCUUGAUUGUCAAGCUAUCUGGCAGGAGGUUAGAGCUUGAUCCCAGAGUUGUGUUGGUCUUUGAGUUGUGGUCUGAAUCUGUGGAGUCUGCUCCCUCACACACCUGUUACAGGUAACAACACUGGCGGGGCACCCCUAGCUUGCACUGUUUUAUAGGAGUACCUUAAUUUUUGUUUCUUUCUUACCUGUUUAAAAUUCCACCUACCUUACCAUUCUCAGAGUUUAUCAUCCACUUAUAAUAAUGCAUAUCCUACAGUCAGUUCUGUCUGGCUCACCUUACUCCACAUCAAGACCUCAGAGCUGUAGAAGAGGAGUGGGAGGAGAGGGCUGUUGUGUAAUGGAAUUUGGGCAACUACUAGCUAAUGUUUAAUCGUUAAACAAAAGGGAGUUCAAUUUUUCUCCUGUCUUCUGAUUUAGGUUUAUUGAAUAUUGUGAACACUUAGAAUUGGUUGUUCAAGAUCUUUAAGUUUAAAGUGUUUUCAGUGCAUAACCUGAAAAUUAAUUUUCUUUUAAAAUUCAUUUGUAUAAUGCAAUACUACGAUGUAAUAAAAAAGAAAAGCCAAAGAAA